Acanthosepion pharaonis is the source of this 915-nucleotide messenger RNA. NCBI's taxonomy places the organism in Eukaryota, Metazoa, Mollusca, Cephalopoda, Sepiida, Sepiidae. The record is from the annotation of a GenBank genome assembly.
AUGCCUCCCAAUUCUCUGCAAGUGAUAUGUGGCAGCACUUUUAAAGGAAUUUGUGAUUCUCUCCGUGGAACAGUUAAAUUUUACAACAUUUGCAUUGAAUCAUCUUUGAAACAAAAAGAAAAAAAGAAGAAAAGGAACAAUGAACCUUCUUUGAUGAAAAAUAUUCUUUCGUGUUGCUUUUGGAAUGGUGGAGUGUUUUUGGCCAGUAUUGUUGGUUUCAAUUAUGUCUUAUUACCAAUUGUGCAGGAAGUGAUUCGUCUCAUUUUUGGUGAAACAAUCUAUGAUGGAGCUGUUUGGAUGUGGAUCAAUCGAAUACUUUCGUGGACUUUCAACACUCUCUGGGUUCUUCCAUUAUUUGUUGUCAGUAAAAUAGUCAAUUGUUUUUGGUUCCAGGAUAUUGCAGACCAAGCUUACAAAACCACUCUUGGCCGUCCACGUCAUCUACCAUUCAGUACAAUGGUAGCUGAUACCUGCUUCAGUAUCUUGCUUCAUCUGAUCUUUCUCAUUCAGAGUAUGUUAGCCAGUCUAAUUCCAAUUGAAGGUAUUGGAAUGUUUAUUGGUCUUUUGCACAUGUCACUUUUAUCUUCAUCCUAUGCAUUUGAGUACAAGUGGUACAACAUGGGUUGGGAAGUUCACCAGAGGGUUUCAUGUGUGGAAAGAAAUUGGCCCUAUUAUUUUGGGUUUGGUUUACCUCUUGCUCUCUGCACUUUGAUGUUUUCUUCCCAACUGGUCAGUGGCUGUGUCUUUUCUCUCUUGUUCCCACUUUUUAUUAUUAGUGCAAAUGAAGCACGAUUUAGAGCUGAAGAUGCUUUUAGUCCCUUUCCUCUGAAGUUGUUCACUCCUUCCGCCCAAUUGACGAACACAAUCUUCCACAUUCUGACAUCCAGAACAAAAAAUUCCAAAAUAUUAAAGUAA